CCGUACACAUGUGCGUGCAUGUGCGUGCGCUAGAGAGAGAGUCGCAUCGCAUCAGGCAUCGGCGUCGCGCGUCGCCAGAGCCAGUCAGCUGGCCCGCCAGGCCCGCCAGGCCCGCCAGGCCCGCCUGUCCGCUCGCCUGCCACGCAAGUCCAACGCAGUCCACCUGAAUCCAUCGUUCGCUCGCCUCCUCCGGCGCUACGUUCAGACGGUACAUACUUGUUGCUCGCGCGCAAAGAGAGAGAGAAUACGGGAGAAGAAAGGUGGGAAGAAGAAGCGGCCGCGGCCGAGGGAGGACGAGAGGGAAGAGAAGCGGGAAAGAAAGGAAAGGGAACGCACCGGUACGCAGAGACGGAUACACAACACACGCACCCGACGCCUUCGCCGACAUCUUCGUAUCGCUCGACGGGCAACGGGCAGACACUCAGCGAGCCUCCCGCAAACCGGUGAGAGAGCGCGUCUCGAUCACGAUUUUCGAGCGCACAUGAAGUUCACCAUGUCGCAUCAUAUUGUUACCGUCUGCGUGGUGUGUGUAUUGUGCGCCGCACAUGUGCCCUGCUCGGCGCAUACGAAUCCAUCAGGAACAGUGCGCAAUUCGACAAACACCAGAGAUCCCUCCAGUCCGGACGAGCAAUCAUUUUCGACGCUAAUAAGUUCCCAGGAUACAUCACAUCCAGACACGAACAGUCAAAGCUCGUAUCCGAAUAACUUUGUUAGCAAUAAACGCGACACUGUAAGAUUUCACAGUACGCGAUACGUUAAUCGUAAUAAUAAUAAUAAUAAUGUCCCGGUAGCCGUUAAUGCAAUACCAACCGCAUCGCGCGAUGCUUACCUUCUUAAAAAGGAGAUAACGGAAAACUUCAAAGGCGGUGGGAAUGCACGAAAUACCCAGUCGUCGAUUGCGAGCGCGGAUGUGUCUGUAAAUUCGAGAGACGUGGAACUUUUGGAGCGACUAGCUCAAACGGAAUUAUCAUCGAGUGUAAAACAUAAAUCUAGUGCAGAUUUACAUACCGAUUAUAGAUCUAGAUUAAAAAGAGAUGUAGCUGUAGACGAAAUGUACUUCAUGAAGAAGAUUUUCGAGGCCUAUGGUGACGGAACGAGUAUAACUAUGGAUGGUUUCGAGAAACUUGUCCGUAAAUUGGGUCUAUUGAGAUUGUUGACCGACGCAUCGAAGCUAGAAAAUGGCAGCACUGAAACAAGUAACAAUAAGAAUUAUCCAAAUAACGGCCUACAUGACGUAGAUAGCAAGAAUAACAAGGAAAGGUGCUUAAACAGCCAAGAAUUGCUGAGUACCGUCGCACAGGAUACGCAUUAUACUUUCUCUAAUAAUGCCACAACAAUGCCCAGCUGGCUCUUCGAACGCGUAUGUCCGGCUCUUGUAUAUCAAUUAGCAGCUGAAUCCAGUUCAGAGAGGAAUGGCUGUAUACGGGUACCCGAAAAUUACAAACCCGUAUCUCUCGAUAAGUUUUAUACAGAUGAUUCAGGGCGCAAUACUUUCAAAGUCUGGAUAUAUUCAACAAUUAGUAUUUUCAUAAUUAGUCUUAGUGGGUUACUCGGUGUAGCGGUAAUUCCGAUCAUGAAAAAGAAUUACUAUCAUCAUGUGCUACAGUUUCUAGUUGCGUUGGCCGUAGGUACUUUAACCGGCGAUGCCCUUAUUCAUCUGUUACCACAUGCGAUGAUGCCCUCUCAUCACGAACACGAUGAACAUGACGAUCAUCGCGAAGAAAAUACUUUAUCGAUUAAUCACGUGGAGCAACAUAAUUCAAACAUGUGGAAAGGAUUAGUCGCUAUGAUGGGUCUCGUGUUCUUUUUCUUUACCGAGAAAGCAUUAAUCAUGUUAGCGGAAUGGCGGAAACGUCGACAACGUCGGAACAAGUUACCUACGCGCGUACGAGUAAUGAGAGAGAGUGACGGGCCAAACAGUAAUGUUGUCGGUGAAAAGUUAUGUAAACACAAAUAUUCAUCGUAUCCGUAUUGUUAUGGCGAGAUUGCUAGCGAAACUCAAGAUAAUCAUCACAAUCGCCAAAUUAAUCACCACGAAAGACCACCUAUUAUCGAAGAAGAGAAGCCGUUGACAUCGAAUUGCAACUCCACGAAAAUUGUUAAUGAUAUGGAGAAGAAACCGAAGGAUGAUUGGAGAUUGGAUGAUUCGAUCAUCAAUAACGCAAAGAAAAACACCGACGGUGCCAACGUAUCGUUAAACGAAUCGGAAAGCUAUACAGUCAUUAUACGAGAACACGAGAACAAACAUCACGGCCACAGUCAUUCUCACGGUCACGUACAUUCGGCUCCUGAAUCCAUGUCCAGCGUAGCUUGGAUGGUCGUUAUGGGAGAUGGUUUGCAUAAUUUCACAGACGGUAUGGCUAUUGGUGCAGCAUUUUCGGCAAAUAUUGCCGGUGGAUUCUCUACGGCUAUUGCCGUUCUCUGUCAUGAAUUGCCUCACGAACUUGGUGACUUUGCGGUGUUGCUAAGAGCGGGUAUGAGUAUUAAACAGGCUAUUUUUUACAAUGUGUUGUCUUCGGUGCUCUGUCUAUUUGGCAUGAUAUUCGGAGUAUCGUUAGGAAGUACUCCAGCCGCAACUAAUUGGCUAUUUGCAGCAGCCGCUGGAAUAUUUAUAUACAUAGCAUUAGUAGAUAUGAUACCAGAAUUAUCAUCGAGUCAUUCCGCGGAAGGUGGUUCGCGAGGGCAGUGUAUUUUGCAAGGUUUAGGGUUGUCGACAGGCCUUGGGAUUAUGUUACUUAUCGCCGCCUACGAGCACGAUCUUAAGCACAUUUUCGAUGACUAGAUUUAUGAGUAAUUUCUCUUGUAAUCAUAUUGUAUCGAUAUUGCAAAAUACAUUUUUUCUUCCUAUUACGUUCGAGUUACUAUAUUUUUCUUUCAUUUAAUGCCUAGCCGCUCUUUAGCGUUUAAUGUUUGUAGUAAAAAUAGGUUUUCUUCAAAAUAAUUACUAUUUCUUAAUUAUUGAUGUUUGAGAGAAAGAACGUAAUGGGAAG
Molecule: messenger RNA, 2990 nt
Organism: Camponotus floridanus (Florida carpenter ant)
Lineage: Eukaryota; Metazoa; Arthropoda; Insecta; Hymenoptera; Formicidae
Product: zinc transporter foi
Exons: 11
Coding region: 482-2782 (766 amino acids)
Biological process (GO): intracellular zinc ion homeostasis; zinc ion import across plasma membrane
Cellular component (GO): membrane
Molecular function (GO): zinc ion transmembrane transporter activity
Source: RefSeq, a predicted model, not a curated record